This is a messenger RNA of Plasmopara halstedii, 1365 nucleotides long. RefSeq lists its product as uncharacterized. The record is from RefSeq and is a predicted model, not a curated record. Bases 1 to 1365 code for a protein of 454 amino acids. Lineage: Eukaryota; Oomycota; Peronosporomycetes; Peronosporales; Peronosporaceae. The transcript has a single exon.
AUGGCGGAGCAGAUGAGCGCAGAACAAAUCAAGUCCAUAGAGGAGCUAGUUUCUUUCCUUUCACACCCACGACCAGAGCUUCGCAAGUCAUCAUCAAGUCUGAUUGUCAACAUGACGGCAUCAGACCAAGGCAUUUAUCAGUUGCAGCAGUUGAAAAAUUUCGAUGUUGUGCAAGCACUCUGCCGAGUCGUCAGUGACAUGCGUCCCAUCGCUGAGGAUGGUAUUAAGGCACUUAUAAAUAUCACAGCAGCUGAUCCAGCUUCUUGCGAGCGCGUACUCAAAUAUGAUUUAUUGAAUCGUGUCAUGACUCAAGUUGAGGACGACGAUUGGUGCCUUACCGACUAUUCUAUGAUGCUACUGGCCAACGUGACUACGACACCUGAAGGUGCUAAAGCGUUGCUUGGGUACAAUGACGAAGCAACAGAUGCAAUAUUAGCUUUGCGCGAGAAGAAGAUUCGUACACUAACCACCUUGUUUUUAAGCGGACAACCAGAGCCCGAUGGAAUUGCCUGUAGCACAGGUGAGCCCAAUUGGGAUGACGAUUAUCAGUACGUAGCGAACAUACUCGCCAACAUUAGUCAGCUCGAACAGGGUCGAGACUUUUUGCUUAAAAUGCGUCAAAAUACGUCACUCGCAAGCGCACUUUUGCCGCAACUUCAAUCGCCCAAUGUAGUUCGUCGAAGGGGUAUCACGGCUGCGCUUAAGAAUUUGUGCUUUGAUACAGACAAUCACUUUUACCUAUAUGACCAGUUAGACAUUCCUACGCAUUUGAUGGUCCUACUCUCCGGUCCUGAAGAACUCGACGAAGACGAUAAAAUCGGCAUGAAUCCGAUUGUAUACAAUCAGGGCGAUAAGAAAAAACGUGAAUAUGACCGACUCGUUCGCCUCAAUGCCGUGGACUGUCUGUUGCUGUUGUGCACGACACUAAAUGGCCGUCAAGUUUUGCGUCGAAAACAAGUUUAUCCAAUCAUUCGCAAUGCUCACUUGGUUGAGUCCGAUGAGGAGAUUGGCGACCAAAUCUACAAGCUUGUUGACUUUUUAAUUCGUGAUGAAGAAGGCGAGGAGCCUAAUUGGGACGAUGUUCGUACAAAGUCAUUUGCCGAUGAGAUUGCCGAAAUUGCGCCACCAAAUUCUGCAGCUCAGACACACACGACCCCUACAAAGACAAAUAUUGAGUCUGGAACGGAACUUGAGUUCAAAAGGUCAAAACUGAUUGACAAGAGCUUCAUCAAAGCGUCUGCGACACUUCCCAAUAGUGGAGAAGACGAACAAUUGACAGACGAUGUUGCUGAUAAAUUCGCUGACGAAAUUUUGGCAUUAGAUGUGAGUAGCGACGAAGAAGAGGAAAACGUUGGUGUAGACUAA